Rotaria sp. Silwood2 is the source of this 852-nucleotide messenger RNA. The record is from the annotation of a GenBank genome assembly. Lineage: Eukaryota; Metazoa; Rotifera; Eurotatoria; Philodinida; Philodinidae.
AUGAAAGAAAUUUCUCUGCGACGAACAGAACGCGACGAAUUGUACGGUCACCGUGAAUGUGUACCUCGUGGCAGUCAAACUCAUCCUCGCCCAAUAGGAGAAUUCAAAUCACCAACACAACCUAUUGAGUCAAAAGAAUGUCUUGGACAAUUCUCACGUUAUUUGAAACUAAUAUUAGGUGUACAAAAUCGUAAAAAAGUAUAUAGUUUUAUAACAAAUAUUGAAUAUAUAAAAUUUUAUUAUGCUGUAAAAGACUCAAAUUCGAUUACUUUUUAUCAAAGUGAAAAGCUACAAAUGAUGCAUAAUUUACCUAAUGAAUCAUCAUCAUCAUCUAAUAAUAAAAGAAAAAAAUGUAUUCAACCAACAGAAAAAUGUUUUAAUGAAGAAACAUUAAAAAUAUUUCUAAAACUUUUAACAAUGAAAAGCGAUUUUUAUGAAUAUACAAUGUUAAACAUAAAUCCUAAUGAUUAUUUAUAUGGUGAUAGAUAUAAUAUAAAAUUAAGAUAUGGAAACGGUUUAACUUCAAUAGUUUAUGCAUUAACAAAAAAUGAAAAUACUCAAUUUAAAGAUGAUAAACAUGGUUAUAUAAUAAAAAUUUGUAAAGAAGAUUCAUAUUUAGAAUAUUUUAUAAAUGAAAUUAAAAUAUUACAAAAUUUAAAAAAAUUAGAUUCAAAUAAAUUUAAUUCAUUUUUUGUAAAUAUUUGGAAUUCAUCAUCUACUGGUAAGUUUAUUAUAUUUGAAAGUUCUUUAACAAAAUUGGAAUCAUUAACAUUAAGUCAGUCAAAAGAACUUAUUGAUAUAGUUAAAUAUUUAUAUGAUUGUUGUGCCGAUAUUGAUGGCACGCUUCGAUGA